UUAGAGCAGCUGAGCCCUGACAAGUUGUUAACUCUCGGGGUCUGAAGGUGUCCCCCCUUCUAGGAUGGAGAGUGCAACUCGCUAACUAGAUGGCGCACUGCCAUUCGGUCUUUUCUGCCUGUGUUGCCGGAGCCUAAAGGAGCAAGUAGCUGCUUGCGAGGUGUUCUUCAACAAAGUUGAUUCUGUGUGAGGUUGGAGGCUAGACAGUUCUACAAGUUUUUAGUCACAUUUUCCAUGUCGGUUAAAUCUAGGGAGUUCAGGCUACUGGAAAAAUUAGUCUCAUUACUAAAAGAAGUGUAGAGAGCGAGGAGGAGAGGAGGUACAGAGCUCAGGAGGUCCCUCUGAUGCAGGAGUGAUUGUAAAUACCAGACCUGUUCUUUUUUACUAAGAGCUAGUUUCAUAGUCUUGUGGUCUGUACUAUUGAGGCACAUACUCAAAGAUUUAUUUUCUUCCUAAUCUUGCUGGUGAAAGGAAGUUACUAGAAAGAGAGAAAACUCUUGAUUUGGUGACUGCAGGAAGCAACACGUUGCUGAUUUCAUUCUACAGAUAAUGCUUUAUGAGGAAUCCAAGAUGAAUUUGGAGCAGGAGAGGCCGUUUGUCUGCAGUGCCCCAGGCUGUUCCCAGCGCUUCCCAACAGAGGACCAUCUGAUGAUUCAUAGGCACAAGCAUGAAAUGACUUUGAAGUUCCCUUCAAUAAAAACAGACAAUAUGUUAUCAGAUCAGACUCCGACCCCAACGAGAUUCCUGAAGAACUGUGAGGAAGUGGGACUCUUCAAUGAGCUGGACUGUUCCCUGGAGCAUGAGUUCAGGAAGGCUCAGGAGGAGGAGAGUAGCAAGCGGACUAUUUCGAUGCAUAGCACAGUUGGUGGGGCCAUGGCAGGGCCCGGAGCUCACCAGCUUGGCAGCACCCGGAUGCCUAGCCAUGACACCAGCGUGGUGAUUCAGCAAGCCAUGCCGUCACCCCAGUCCAGCUCUGUCAUCACACAAGCACCUUCCACCAACCGCCAGAUUGGGCCUGUUCCAGGCUCUCUAUCUUCUCUGCUACAUCUCCACAACAGACAGAGACAGCCCAUGCCAGCCUCCAUGCCCGGGACCCUGCCUAACCCCACGAUGCCAGGAUCCUCUGCUGUCUUGAUGCCAAUGGAGAGACAAAUGUCAGUGAACUCCAACCUCCUGGGAAUGCAAGGUCCAAAUCUCAGCAACCCCUGUGCUUCACCCCAAGUCCAGCCAAUGCAUUCAGAAGCCAAAAUGAGGUUGAAGGCUGCCUUGACUCAUCACCCUGCUGCCAUGUCAAAUGGGAAUAUGAACACCAUGGGACACAUGAUGGAAAUGAUGGGCUCCCGGCAGGACCAGACGCCGCACCAUCACAUGCACUCACACCCGCAUCAGCACCAGACACUGCCAGCCCAUCACCCUUACCCACACCAGCACCAGCACCCAGCACACCAUCCUCACCCACAGCCCCAUCACCAGCAGAACCACCCACAUCAUCACUCCCAAUCCCACCUUCAUGCCCACCCAGCACAUCACCAGACCUCGCCACACCCACCCUUGCACUCCGGCAACCAAGCACAGGUUUCACCAGCCACACAACAGAUGCAGCCAACCCAGACAAUACAGCCACCCCAGCCCACAGGGGGGCGUCGGCGGAGGGUGGUGGAUGAGGAUCCCGAUGAGAGGCGGAGAAAAUUUCUGGAACGGAACCGGGCAGCUGCCACUCGCUGCAGACAGAAGAGGAAGGUCUGGGUGAUGUCACUGGAAAAGAAAGCAGAAGAACUCACCCAGACAAACAUGCAACUUCAGAAUGAAGUGUCUAUGUUGAAAAAUGAGGUGGCACAGCUGAAACAAUUGUUGUUAACACAUAAAGACUGUCCAAUAACAGCCAUGCAGAAAGAAUCACAAGGAUAUCUAAGUCCAGAGAGUAGCCCACCUGCAAGCCCCGUCCCUGCUUGCUCUCAGCAGCAAGUCAUCCAGCAUAACACCAUCACUACUUCCUCGGCAGUCAGCGAGGUGGUAGGAAGCUCCACCCUCAGUCAGCUUACCACCCACAGAACAGACCUGAAUCCAAUUCUUUAAAAUCCACGGGUCAGACAUUGCCUCCAAGAAGAGCAGUCGCGUACCAUGCGUCCUUUCUUGUAAGGGCAUUUUUAGAAUUAACUCAGAUCUGGAAGACUCCUCAGCCCUUCAAAGACUGGCUUUCAUUUUUAUAGUUAUUAUGGAAAUGUUGUCUUUUAUACUUGGUUAUAUAAGAAAAAAGGGAGUUAUGCAAUUAAUAGCUAUCAGCUUGGGAAAUGCUUUGGUGCUUUUCUCCAAUUUUCUGGUACCACUUACUUGUUUAUAAACUGAACUUUCUGUAUAUAGUCAUGGUUUCAUUCUUAUCAGUCCAACCCUUUGCCUGAAACAUUGUUAAACCGCAGCUUAUAGCCAAAAUGAGGCAUACCUAGAUGUCAAGUAAACAGAUCCGAGGUAACGGGGUGAGAAAUUGUAGGCAUCCUAACACAUGUUGAGUGUGUGCUGUGAUGUCACCAGAAUCCCAGAUAAAUGCAGAGCCUUACCCCCUCUCCUUAUAAAAUAGUGUAAGAUCCACUCAUGUCCAAAUAGAACCACCAAACAUCUCGCCACCUCUCCUCCUCCUCUAAGACCACCUUCUCAUCCAGCUUUCCUCUCCAUUUCUUCUUUGUCUUGGACUCACUGUUUACUCUUCAGUAGACCUUUCCUUUGUUUUGUUUUCCCCCAUUAGCAUUGCAUGUCAAGAAGAAAAUAAUGUUUAGUGAGAAAAAAAAAGCAAACCUCAAAAAUGCAGACCUAGCCAUUGCUUCCCUUGCCUGUGACCAACAGCUGGAGUUCAUUCAAUGCUUGCUUUUUAUAAAAUAGUAACCAGGAGAAGCUUAAUGUGCCUGAUUUAAUGUUUUUAAUAUCAGAGCAAAUAAAAGGUGGCUUAGACAUAGGUGAAGCGCUGUUGAAUGCCAGCUACAGGGACACUAGGAAAGAGAGCUUUGUAAGCCUCAAUUGUGAAAGCCCAAAUUAUUAUUGGGGGGCUCUAACGUCACACCCUCAAAUUACAACUGGUUUUAUAUGGCUUGUCUGUAAUGUUGAAAAUCCAUGUACUCUAUAAUAAUUCAGAAGGGCUCUAUUCACUACACAGAUUACGUUGUUCAAUCAUCAGCUGCUAAUAGCCUAAGAUUUACUGGUAUUUUUUUUUUUAAGCCUAUGGAACUGGCUUUGCUGUUCUGGUGGGUGAAAGCAGACUUGAGGAACAAAGAGAGAAAGAAAAUCUAAUGUUUCCAUAGGUUUGCUUUUUAGCUCUCCCACAACAGUUAAAGUACUCUGGCUGCUGAACAAACCCCAUGGAUAUGGCUACCCCACUCUGCUGAACAACUCUGAUUUAUAUUUUCAACAACUGACAUGGACUUGCCCAUUGAAAAAAGCAGAGUCCUGAACCACAGUUGUGCCUCCUUGAAACAAGCCAUCCUACUGUGCUAAUGUUUGAAUAUUGCAUCUCACAAUACCAGGAGCACGAUUUCCACUCACAUUCUAGACAGGUGCUGGUGUUUUCAUCUCCAUUCGAAUGCCUGACCUCCUAAGUGUGCGUGUCUGUGUGUGUGCAUCUUCAGGAGAUUUAAAAGAAUAGUAUUUUACAAAAGUGUGGCUUUUAUAAAAAUUCAAAAAGGGAAAGAUGUGUGUGUGUGUGUUGUUGUUGUUGUUGUUGUUUUCCCUCUCACAAUAGUAAAAGAAUCUAUUUUGGAGAAAAAAAAGAAAAUAUGGUCAUGAAGCCUGAGUUUUGUUAUUAGAUUUCUAUCUGAUAACUUACUUUGUAAAUCAAUAUUUAUCAACAAUUUUUCCACCUAUGCAGUACUUUCAAAAGAAGGUUUUGAGUGUUCAACAGUGAAACUCAUGACUAGGAUAUAUGCUGUAAAGAUCAAACAAAGCAAAAGAAAAGAGAAAAAAUCAAGUAAA
Messenger RNA from Condylura cristata (star-nosed mole), 3957 nucleotides. It is a transcript of the gene CREB5, whose product is annotated as cAMP responsive element binding protein 5. Gene Ontology annotation, molecular function: cAMP response element binding; DNA-binding transcription factor activity, RNA polymerase II-specific. The transcript has 11 exons. Lineage: Eukaryota; Metazoa; Chordata; Mammalia; Eulipotyphla; Talpidae. Gene Ontology annotation, biological process: regulation of transcription by RNA polymerase II. The coding region runs from base 550 to 2076 and encodes 508 amino acids. The record is from RefSeq and is a predicted model, not a curated record.